UCUUGAAUGAUGAACAUCUUUGGUAGAGGCAGUUCUGCCAAACCCUUGACCCCAAAUACAAGAAAACUGCACACAUGGAAUGUUCCCAUUUGGCUCCCCUAGGGACCAAAGAAAGUUUGGUUUGAAAAAAAAAAAAACACACGAUCGAGAGAAACAACAGCCAGAGUACAAGUAUAACAUUCUUUACGUACCAAACAACCCCUUUUUGUCCCCUUUUAGAAACAGGAUAAAUUUGAUCAAGUUUCGAGCUUUGGCCAUGAUGAGCAGAAACCCAGUUGCUAAUAUGUCCUUGCUUCAUUCUUCUUCUUCUUCUCCACUUCUCCUCCAUGGAUUUCAAGUUGUUAGGCUUUGUUGCACUUCUUCUUCUUCUUCUGCUGUUGGGUUCCAGUUGUUGCGGGGGACAAAAUCUGGUUCCUGGUUACUACAAAGAGACAUGUCCGGCGGCAGAAGCCAUUGUUAGGUACAACGUUGAGGCUGCUGUGGUGAAGCGACCCCGGCUCGCUGCAUCCCUCAUUCGCCUCCAUUUCCACGACUGCUUCGUCAUGGGUUGUGAUGGAUCUUUGCUUUUGGAUAGAAAAGGUCAGAUGCAGAGUGAAAAGGAUGCGUUCCCAAACGCCAACUCGUUGCAUGGAUUUGAGGUGGUUGAUAAGAUCAAGAGUGAUUUGGAACAAGCUUGCCCUUCUACGGUCUCUUGUGCUGAUAUUUUGGCCAUUGCUGCUCGUGAUGCCGUCGUUUUGAGAGGAGGACCAAGAUGGGAAGUUUUGGUAGGGAGAAAGGAUUCACUGAAUGCAAGCAUUGAUGCAGCCAAUGACUUGUUGCCUUCCCCAAAUUCCACCUUAAAGGAACUCACAGACAACUUCAAACAACAGGGCCUUGGCAUCAAAGAUCUGGUGGCUUUAUCAGGCGCCCAUACCCUGGGGAAGGCAAGAUGCUCGAGCUUCAAUGGAAGACUCCACGACCUCCUCAAGGCCCAAACCAACGACAAGUACCAAAGACACACAACCUUUCUCCAAACCCUGAGUUCCAUAUGCCCAAAGAACGACCAAGAACUGGCGCCGUUGGAUCUUCAGACACCAGCCAGAUUCGACAACCAAUACUACCUCAACAUCCUCGAAGGCAGAGGCCUGUUGGGCUCUGAUGAUGUUCUUGUCUCCGAGAAGGAUGGCGUGGUUAUGGGCCUAGUAUGGGCUUAUGCUUUGGACGAGGAGCUCUUCUUUCGAGAGUUUGCAAAGUCCAUGAUCAAGAUGGGAAACAACAAUGUGCUCAUGGGAAGCCAAGGGGAAGUUAGGAAGGAUUGUAGGUUUGUUAACAUACCCUAGCUCUCUUUAGCUUGGUGAAAAAAUGGGUUGCAAGAAAUGAACAAAGAAAAACACUAACACAUUGAUAAAUGAGUUGGUUUGGGUCGGUUCAUAAUGGGUCUUAGCUCACGUUUGUUAGCCAAUAAGACCAUCCGCAAUGUGGGUGGAGGAAAAUGUGAAAAAAGAAGAAAAAGUGGGAAAAUUGGAUGAUUUGGUCAGAGUGUGGUGGUGGGAAAAGUGGGUAAUCAUUUUAGUAUUUUUUUGUUAAAAUCAAUCUAUAGUUGAUUUUGUCACUUUAUUUUCAUAUAAUGAUCAUUAUUAUUACGUACUUAGUGAUAAUUAAUUAAUACGAACAUUUUGACAUAAUUUUUUUUAAUUUAGACAUAUUUUUUUUCAUCACUAAUUAAGUAUGACAUCAUCAAUGACAAAAUCACAAUUAUAGGAGGAGACAAAAACACAGCUUUCCAAACAAGCCUUUGCUAAAAUCAGAAAAAAGGUUGUCCUUUCCCAUCCGCCACUUCCCCCCACCAUUUGUCUCAUGUGAUGGGUUUUCCCACCCACUAAACCCACAAAACCCAUUUGAUCCCCUAUUCCCCCCACAUUGUGGUCACAUUUCCCCUUUUUCCACAAAACCAACCCACGCUGUGGGUGGUCUAAUGGAUCUGUUCAUAGUUGUCAUGCCAAUCGAUUUUGAAUCUGGUUUAACCAGUAUCGAUCAUGAAAUUGACAUAACACUACCGGUAUGACCAACAUGAUCGACUUACAUAUUCUAAGCAAAAUGACAUCGUUUUAGUGAAUUUAGUUAAUAAAAAAAUUUAUUUUUUUAUGAAUUUAAACGUUAAUAGUUGAUGUUAUUUGUUGAAUUGAAAGUAAAUUAUCCUCAAAUAUGUUUCAUAUAUGAUCAAAUUCAUUGGGAAUAUGCCAAUACAGUACUAUCACACUAGUAUCCUCACAGCUAUGGGGAAUAUGAUUGGGAAGCUCAUCAAGAUUGACUUCCACACACAAACUGCUCAACGAGGUAAAUUUGCCAGAAUAGCAAUUGAGAUUGACAUUUCGAAGCCGCUUAUCCCAAACUUCUAUCUUAUGAUUGCUUGCAAAUGGUUGAGUAUGAGAAUCUUCCCAAUGUUUGUUUCUCCUGUGGAAGAAUUAACCAUGGAAAAGAUGAUUGUGCUCCUGGUUUUGCUCUCCAAUAAAAUCUCGCACUUAUAAAAAAAAAAAAGGGUAAAAUCGGAAGGUAGGAGCAGAGGCGUUCCAUAAUUUUCAUUAGUUUAGAAGAUGAUAAUUAUCAACCUUGUUUCUCGAUUGACGUUCCAUUUUUAAACUAAUCAAAUUUAAAUUACCCAAUCGAACUACGCGAACUUUGAUCUCAAGAUGUCGGGUACGUAGGCGAUCGAAAGAUUCAAGUCCAUACAACUCCUAAAAUAUUAUUUUAUCAUAUUACACAAAUCAUUACCGAUGGGUACAUGAUCAAUUAAUCGCCUAACCUAUUUAAACAAUUUACGAUCGAUGGAUCGUGUUCAAAUUAAAUAACUAUUACGUACCGAUGGGUACGUGAUCAAUACUUUUCUAAUCCAUCUCAAACAUAUUACGAUCGAUGGAUCGUCAUCAAAUUAAGAAACCAUUACGUACCGAUGGGUCGUAAGCAAACGUUUUAAAAUAACUAAAUGUCCGGCGAACUACGAGGGCUUUGAUCCCGAGAUGUCGGGUACGUAGGCGGCCUACGGGUCCAAGUCCACUAAUAAAUAAACCUUUUUUCUCCUAAAUCUCACCAAAAAUAAUAGUAAAUUCUUCCAACAUAAUUACAUGUUGAUGAACAUGUAAUAUAUUUUACAAGUGACAUUUCAUAUGCGUAGUAAAUCCAAAUAGUUUCAAACAAACAAAUAUCAAAUAAAAAGACAAAUCAAACUUAUAGUACCGAUUUAGGGCGAUGUAAGGGUGCUAAUACCUUCCUUACUCGUAACCGACCCCCGAACCCAUAAAUCCAUUUCGCAGACAGAGCCGAGUUAAUACGCCCCUGGGGGGUGUAUGUUUAUCAAAGUCACGCAGCUAACGACUCAAUCGAAGAAUCGAUUGAGCUCGAAUCAAGAACGAAGCGUUCUUAAUACGAACUUGGAUCAAGCGGAACCAAAAGGACAAAUCCACACCUGGGGAUAGCUCGAUUGGUAUAAGAGGGUAGUUGCUCGACCACGAUUGAAGAACAUCGAUUCUGCUAGCUCCUCUGCCGCCAUCGUUUCUGUUUUUUUUUUCUUUUUCUUUGUUUUUGCGGCUGCAGAAUCGCGCGAAACACAACCUCCUUUCUCGCCCUGACUUGAACGGGGCUCUGAUACCACUUAAUACGCCCCUGGCGGGGUGUAUGUUAUCAAAGUCACGCAGCUAACGACUCAAUCGAAGGAUCGAUUGAGCUCGAAUCAAGAACGACGCGUUCUUAAUACGAACUUGGAUAAAACGGAACCAAAAGGACGAUUCCACACCUGGGGAACGCUCGAUUGGUAUAAAAGGUAGAUGCCCGACCACGAUUGAAGUGACUAUUCAAUCGAUACAAGAGCUCACGAGCUUGGAAUCCACCAAACUCAACACAAGUCGCAACUUGCACAAAAACCAAAAGGUUCUCAAUUCGAUUAAUCAAAGUCCCAGUUUUUACAACGUAAAUAAAAGGUAUUUAAAGGC
This is a messenger RNA of Linum trigynum, 3965 nucleotides long. Lineage: Eukaryota; Viridiplantae; Streptophyta; Magnoliopsida; Malpighiales; Linaceae. The record is from the annotation of a GenBank genome assembly.